AUGAAAAAGCUCCUCGCGCUCGUCGCUUCUACAGCGGUCGUAACAUGCGAGCCAGCUUGUUUUCUUCCGACGGAUAAUUUGAGACAAGAUGGAAAAGUCGAAACAUGCCAAAGUCAGUGGGAGUUCGAAAUCAAAGGCAGGACAAUAACUCACUAUGGUUUCCUCCCUUCUGAAAAUUCCUCGGCGCACAAAAGUUUCAAUGAUACUUUUAACUUUUGCCAAUCUCAUGGGCUUCAGUCGUUAGUUAUUCACAGUAGGGAUCACCAGGAAGACGUGACUGAGAAAUUGGAGGAGAUGAUUAACGAAACGGGCACCGGAGCAGCUAUGCACAGUAACUUUUGGCUGAGCAUGGAAAGAGAUCAAAAAACAAAAGACUUUCAGUGGAAAUCAUGGUUCGAGCUUCCAAGCAAUUAUGAUGAUUAUGUGGAAGGAUAUUGUCCAAUUGAUGAUGCUUCUGAUAAUGAUGGUGUUUCUUUUUGGAAAACACCACCAGAUGCGAAUUCGCGCACAGAGCAUUGUGCUGUCAUGAGAAUUCAUUAUCCAGAUACCGAAGGCGUUAAAAACUGGGAAACAACUGCUUGCAGUAGUGAUCAAAACGGACAACUUGGAACUAGCCAUGGGUUUGUUUGCGUUUCCGACCCAGACUGGAAAAUGUUGGACGAUGAUUGCCUUAUUAUUUUCCCGACAACGACUACUACUACAACAACAUCCACCAAAACAACAACGACAACAUCGACAAAAUACACUGGUCCCCCUACUGAAAGCUCCAGUACCCAAGGUCCAGGAGUAACUGACAACCCGGAAGGAACUGAUGGACCUACAGAAUCGACCACAAAGAGCACAUCAACGAAAGACCCAUCCAAUCCGGGCACAGAUCCGAAUAAUCCAGAUAAUGGUUCUUCAAGUUCAACCACAACUACGACCACGACGACGACGAAAGAAUCUGAAGAUGUCAACGUCGGGAUUAUUGUUGGUGGUGUUUUGGGCGGAUUGUUCUUUUUGGUCUUGAUUAUUUUCAUUAUCAUGCGCUGCUUGAAACCAGACAAUUCUAUCGAAGACGAAGAAGAUGAGAUUGAUAUGUCUGCUUGA
This is a messenger RNA of Oikopleura dioica, 1089 nucleotides long. Lineage: Eukaryota; Metazoa; Chordata; Appendicularia; Copelata; Oikopleuridae. The record is from the annotation of a GenBank genome assembly.